AUGCAUUUAAAUCGAUUCACCUCUAUUUGGUUGCCCCUUUUUCAUUACAAGUUGUGGAAACGUUCUCACUUCCAAUACGCAGUCUUUGUCAUUUUUCUUUUUGCUUUCGGAGUUAAUUACGAAAAUUUGUUUAUGACCGGAUAUUAUACUCCGAAUGCGGCCGGUUACGCGAUUUUUGCGGCUGAUCGAGCAACGCUUUCCCCAAUCUCGUUGUGGACGGAGAAGUCAAUGUCACACGUCUAUCCACUCACCUCGCUGGGCAUCAAUUUGGGCACCGUCUCGAAAGUGCUCUACAUGAGAUAUUUGGGGAAAAGUUUGGGCGCCAAAUCUCUCGAAUUGAACCUUUUAUUCAUUUGCUUGGCGAGUUUAUUCGUUCAAAUUGGUCUCAUGGUUUGGGUAGACUACGGCAAUAUGGCUCUCGAUCAAGCCACUUGGCUUUUAGUGUUAAACCUUGCCUCGGACUGUUCAACGUUAAGCGAGGCCUACAUUGGUUUAGCCGUUAACAACACCUUAAGACGAACAUUUCUCUCAUAUUUCUGUUUGUCGAUCAAAAUUGGCUCUGAUGUCACUUUUUCGAAUCCGUCAAAUCCACAAAAU
Molecule: messenger RNA, 597 nt
Organism: Mesorhabditis belari
Lineage: Eukaryota; Metazoa; Nematoda; Chromadorea; Rhabditida; Rhabditidae
Source: the annotation of a GenBank genome assembly